AUGUAUUCCACCCUCAACCGCGCCCAAGCGGUCUUCGGCUUCUUCACGACAGUAGCUAUCUUCGUCGCUGGCUUUGCGGCGCUCUCAGUGGUCUUGUUCCCUACCGAUGGAGUGACCUCGAAAGUCCAGUUAAAAGAUGUCAAAGUAAUCAAGGGCCGUCCGCAUUACUACUCGGCCAAAAAAGAAGAAUACGCGCAAAUGCGAUUUGAUUUGGAUGCUGACCUCUCCCCCCUCUUCAACUGGAACACAAAACAGCUCUUCGUCUACGUCUACGCCUCCUACUCUUCCUCCGACAAGGAAUCCUCCCUGCUCCCAAACACCCAAUCCAUAAUCUGGGACACGAUCAUCGAGGCCCCCGAAUCGCCCUACUCCUUCUCGAACCUCCGGGAGCGGCUCUUCCCCACCAAGUCUUCCUCCUCUUCUUCACCCCGCAAAACAAAGGCAAAGAAGAAGAAGAGCAGCACAUCUUCGUCGUCGUCAUCGUCGUCGAAGAAAACCAACAGUAAAACACCUGCUGCUGCUGCUGCUGCGCCUGGCGUCUUGAAGCUCCGCGACCAGAAGAGCAAGUACCAGGUUAGUGAUAUCACGGGCCGCCUGGCGGAGCGCGCCAACGUCACGCUCUCCGUUGGGUGGAAUGUCCAGCCUUGGGUUGGGGCGUUGUGGUGGGCGCCAGGGUCGGGCACUGUUCCGCAUACUGCGGGGGUGGUUGGAGAGUCGAAGGCCUUUGGUUUUCCGGCCUUGAAGGGGUCGAAGCCGAAGGAGGCGGCGGCGGGGUCUACUUCGAAUCCUGUGUAA
Aspergillus ochraceoroseus IBT 24754 is the source of this 795-nucleotide messenger RNA. Its product is annotated as signal peptidase complex subunit SPC3. Gene Ontology annotation, cellular component: signal peptidase complex; membrane. The transcript is spliced from 3 exons. Bases 1 to 795 code for a protein of 264 amino acids. Lineage: Eukaryota; Fungi; Ascomycota; Eurotiomycetes; Eurotiales; Aspergillaceae. Gene Ontology annotation, biological process: protein targeting to ER. The record is from RefSeq and is a predicted model, not a curated record.